AUGGACGUCCCGCGCGGCAAGGUCAUGGGCGGCACAAGCGCCAUCAACGGACAGGUCUUCCUCCGCGCCAUACCCGACGACUUCGACCGCUGGGUCUCGAUGGGCAACGACCAAUGGCGCUUCGAAGACGUCCUGCCAUACUACCGCAAGCUCGAAACCGACAUGGACUUCCAUGACGACUUCCACGGCAGCGACGGCCCCAUCAUCGCCCGCCGCCACAAGCUCGAAGACCUGCUCACCGACCAGAUAGCCUUCUACAACGCCUGCCUCGACGCGGGCUUCCCCUCCAACCCCGACCACAACCACCCCGACGCCACCGGCGUCGGCCCCUACGCCCUCAACAACCCCCAACGGCAUCCGCUGGAGCACCGCGCUCGGCUACAUCAACCCGACGCGCCAUCGCCUCAACCUCACCAUCCGACCCAACUGCGCCGCGUUGAAGUCGAGAGCGGCGGCGAGCGCUUCCAGGUCCAGGCCGACGAGAUUGUCCUCAGCGCAGGAGCAGUCGGCUCGCCACACAUCCUCAUGCUCUCCGGCAUCGGCGACGCUGAGCAGCUGCAAGCCGUCGGCAUCCCCGUCGUGCACAACCUCCCCGGCGUCGGCAAGAACCUCCGCGACCACCCCGCCGUCAGUGUGCGCUGGCGCUGCAACCCCGACUUCCCCAUCCCACCCGAUGGCGUCGGCGCUCAGAAGGUCGCCCUUCGCUACACCGCCGAAGGCUCACACCUCCGCAACGACAUGAUUAAGAUCAUGCGCUUCAACUCAGAAGAGCGCCUGCUGCUCAUGACCGUCGGCAUCUACCUCGCCUUCUCUGCGGGCGAAUUGCGUAUCGUAUCCGCCGACCCCAACACCCAGCCCGCGCUCGACUACAACUACCUCAGCGAUCCAUUCGACAGGGAGCGCCUACGCAACGGCGUGCGGUUGGCACACCGCCUCACGGAGCAUCCCGAACUCGCGCAAAUUAUUGACUCGCCGGCCGAGCCCACAUCCGAGCAGCUAGCAUCCGACGACGCCCUCGACGACUGGAUUCGCCGCACGGUCGCCACAAUGCACCACAUAUCCUGCACCUGCAAGAUGGGUCCCGCCUCCGACCCCCUCGCCGUCGUUGACCAGCACGGCCGCGUGCACGGCGUAGAAGGCAUCCGCAUCGCCGACGCCUCCGUCAUGCCCGACUGUCCCCGCGCCAACACCAACGUAACCACCAUCAUGAUCGGCGAGCGCAUCGCCGACUUCAUCAAAGGCAAUGCGCCGCUUCGGCCUUACCCUGUCUCGCUUGACAUCUUGCCCGACGCCAGCCACAGCUACGUGUACGACUGCAAGCGUGACGGCAAGUCCUACAUCCUCAAGAUUACCCACACCAUCCACCGCAGGCCCAACCAUAUACUCGGCGAGCUGGAGUUCAUCAACUUCCUUGCCGACGGCGGCGUAACCGUUCCCCGCGCCGUGCCAUCCCUCUCCGGCAACUUGGUCGAAUCCGUAGCUGCUGACGAAGGAGAAUUCAUCGUCGUAGCGUUUGAGAAAGCUGAAGCAGACAUCCGCCGCCGCUUCUGGCACCAGGAUAUUGAUUGGAACACUGAUGCCGAGGUGUACCGAGGGCGCCCUGCGUUCCGCGAGAAGGCGCGCGGUACCCGGGACUGGCUGAUGUCUCUGCCCACCGACAGCGAAUGCUUCGGCCUCAUCCACUCCGACCUGCACCAGUGGAACUUCUUCUACCACGAAGGCCGCAUCCAGCCAUUCGACUUCGACAACACCCACUACGACUGGUUCAUAUCCGACUUCACCACAGUCAUCGUCAACGUAGUCAACUGCCAGCAGUACCACUACGGGCGCGGCGAAUACGACCACUGGACCGCGGGAACGCCGAUGACCGCCACCGAAUUCCUUGACUACUUCUUCACGCCCUUUAUCGAAGGCUACCGUCAGCAUAAUCGUCUGGAUCCUGUCUGGAUGCACCACAUGCCUGCAUUUCUCAACCGACACUGGCUCACAUUCCUCACCGACGCUCUCCGCGACCCGGAGUUCGGCAAUCUCACCCCGGAGCAGCAGGCAGCCACCUUCCCCUGGCGCACGCUCUCACAGUCCUGGGACGAAGUGAUGAACGACUACUGGAAACAGUUCACCUUCGAUAAGUACGCCUGA
This is a messenger RNA of Geodia barretti, 2139 nucleotides long. The record is from the annotation of a GenBank genome assembly. Lineage: Eukaryota; Metazoa; Porifera; Demospongiae; Tetractinellida; Geodiidae.